UGAAACGCGAAAGAAUAAGAAAACACUUGUCGUCGCCUCGUUUUUCGUUGAUGUAGUUACAACCGAUCAUGUGUGGCCGCGAGGGACGUAAAUGAGAGAGCAAUUAUGGUGACUGAGUGGGCAAUCGAAACGGGUCGUGUUUUAAGCAGUUCUUUCAAUGCAACGCUAUUGCAACGAAAAGCCGUUGCUUUGGUGCAGUUUGGCUUUCCUGCAAGAUACCGUCACUCGUCUGUGUUUUCGAAAUAGGAUCGUGCGAAGUGGUGGAAGUGAUUUUACGAAGACGUUUUGAAAGCAAGAGGUUGAAGAGGCUCUAAUCGCAAUCGGGUGUAGUCAAUCGCACUACGUGUUGUAAUUAGCUCGGUUUUUUGCACCAUCGUGGAGUAAGACGAAACAUGUCGUUUUUCGGGAUUUUCUCGUACCCCUCUCCCGCGGAGGGAGAGGGAUACGUGCCGGCCAUCAAAGCUACCCCGGACGAAGACGAUGGCUUCGCUGUCGUAACCGGAACCCGAACGGCCAGCAUGAAGCGAGCGCCGGGAAUUUCGCACGAGGGAGCCAGCCGAGCGGGCAUUUUCAUCUCCACCCUUCGCAAAGAAACCGAGAACAACAUUGACGUUCUGAAGAAGGAGCACUUGGAAAUCGACGCUGAAGAGGAACGGAAGGCAGCUCAGCACGCUUCUUUGAAAGCUGCAAAAAAGCAGAAGCUCGAAGCUGCGAUCGACGCCUUGAAGGCCGAGCACAACGAGGAAGAAUCGGCGGACGAUCGAGCCUUCAACGAGGAGAUGAAAGAGAUUCACGCGAACAAAAAGAAGGUUGCCGACAAGGUAAGUAAGUAGGCUUUUUUUCAUGAUAAAUUGUCAUAUACUGCUCCAACACCGAACCUAGCUGUGGCUCUGGCGUCGGGCGGCGUGUUGUGGAGACAGCAAAAUAUCCCAUCUGCGGAGCCCGGACUAGAAAUAAAGUACUUAAAAUGGUGUACUUAAGCAGUACGUAAGUUACUAGAUCUGGUUGUGGAUGGAUUUUUCUGUUUCUUCAUUAUCAAUUACAAAACUUGAAACUCAAUAAACUUUACAGAUUUCUUGGGAAAAAGAGGAGCGCGAGAUCUUGCAGGACUGCAUGCAAGCUGUUGACAAGGUCGCGAAGAUCGAUAAACCCUUCGCACUGGUCGACAACGAACACUUCACCGCUGAGGAUCUCGCAUCUCUGCAGACCGAGCUUCCCUCGUCGAGUGCUGCGUCGUCCGCAUCGUCGCCGAGCGUGGCCCCGGCUGGGGCUGAGGGCUCAACCACGUCCGCUUUGACCCCGGGUGUCGAAUCGGGUGAGAUUGAAAUGCAAGUGGACAUCAUUGUCUCGAGCUCUUCCUCUUCCACCUCGAUUGCUGCAGCUGCUGCGUCGGACCAAUCGAUGACCGGGGAAAAUUUGAAUUCCAAGAAUGGGGCCGGUAGUUCGUAGCUGAUCAUGAUAGCGUUUUGUUGUGCGUGAUUGUACUUUGGUGCACUACUGUGACUGUCGAAUUCAACGAAUUCCACUUUCGAUUUUCAUUUUCAAGAUUGAUGAGAAGCCCUGCCAGCACGGAAAGAAAAAUGUUUUUCAGGUGUUUCUUCGGCGAUGUCCUCGUCCAGUACGUUUUCUGCCGCAUCGGUGUUCGCCGGUUCAAGUGAUGCGACGCGGGCGUUUGCGUUUCCGCGGCCUGCGGUGGAGGAGAUUACGGAAAAGAACGACUCGCACUAGUACUGCGGAUGCCGUGUCGACAUGAUGACCACCUUCAGGUAUUUCUUACACAUUGUUUCUGUGCAACAUACUUAAAUGAGGUGCUACUUUCUUCAUGAUGAUCAUGGGCAUGCGGUUUUUAUGGAGGAAAGAUCAAGGACAGCGAGUCAACUACUUUGUCACAAUUCCGCAGGUGGCGUACUCUCUCAUCACUUCAAGCUCUAGUUUUUCGAUCUCAUGGACCACUACGCCAAGUUGAUGCUACUGUCUGAGAAAGAAUCUCAAGAAGCCGGAUUGAUGCUACUGUUGGUGUGCCAGCGCCCACGAUUACUAUGUAUUAGUCGGAGUAAUGACACAACUCUUACUCGCUUUCGUAUCGCUUUCCUUUGCAAGAACAUACGCCGGUCACAAAUGUAUCAUCAAAAUUGUUUUGUUAGUGCAAGAAGCUACUUCUAAUUAAGGUUAGGACAGUCGGUCGCAGUAUUUUGUCAAAUCAGUGAACGUGGUCGCUAUCGUAACAGAUUUAUUCAUUCAUCAAGUACGUACUAGGUUUUUACAGAGUUUCGCACUAUAGACGAGAACCAAUGUGACUUUCACUUUUCAAUGAGCAACAGCCGCCGUUUUACCGAAUUCGCAUGCAAAUUCAAAUUGCAAUAGCAACAUCUUCAAGAAUAAAGAGGUAUAUGAAAGAACGGAGCUUCUGUUUGUUGACGUCUGGAUUUAGAUUUUCUCCUUGACUUUUCGAAUGAAAAUUAAACAAUAUCGAAUUUUCAUCACGAUGAAAUUAAAAAUCAAAAUCUAGUCGCAGACAUUUUAUGUAGCGUUCAUACCUGAGCUUUUGAUUUGCGUAUCCCGCGUCGCAAGUGCUCGUGUUGAAGAAAGGUAAGUACACAAGACGCUAGUUGCAGCAGCCAAAGCAUCUCAUUCCCAUUGCCCUCACCUUGUUGAGUAUUGUGCGAAAAUUGAGCAACAUUGCCCAUUCCAAAACCUAGAAUAGCAAUGUUGUCUAGCGGUGUCCUAGAUGCAAGUGCGAGGCAAACGUGAAGAUCGGACCUAUUUUUAUACUCCCACUUUAUGAUAUGCAAGUUCAGAUCAGGACUCAAACUCAAUCUCAAACUGAAAGUCUGCGAAA
Molecule: messenger RNA, 2839 nt
Organism: Amoebophrya sp. A120
Lineage: Eukaryota; Dinophyceae; Syndiniales; Amoebophryaceae
Source: the annotation of a GenBank genome assembly